AUGAGAGGCCAUCAUAGUCAUAAAUUGGAUUCGUGCAAUUUCGUGGAACAAGAUGAGAAUUCCUUGGGUCCAACCAAACCAGGGAAAACGAGAAAUACACGGUCGCAUGUGAGCCGAGCACAAAGUCAUGUGGGCAACUACCUAGAGCUUGUCACUUUCUUCGCAUCCGACAGAUGCCCAUCCUAA
Dovyalis caffra is the source of this 186-nucleotide messenger RNA. The record is from the annotation of a GenBank genome assembly. NCBI's taxonomy places the organism in Eukaryota, Viridiplantae, Streptophyta, Magnoliopsida, Malpighiales, Salicaceae.